Molecule: messenger RNA, 2628 nt
Organism: Nothobranchius furzeri (turquoise killifish)
Lineage: Eukaryota; Metazoa; Chordata; Actinopteri; Cyprinodontiformes; Nothobranchiidae
Gene: slc19a3a
Product: solute carrier family 19 member 3a
Biological process (GO): transmembrane transport; vitamin transport
Cellular component (GO): plasma membrane
Molecular function (GO): vitamin transmembrane transporter activity
Source: RefSeq, a predicted model, not a curated record
AUGGAGGUGGUGAAGACGUGGAGGUCAGACUGGAGAUAUCCCACCACUCUGCUGUGUAUCUAUGGAUUCUUUAGCACAGUUAAGCCGCUGGAGCCUUUCCUGAUACCGUUCCUGACAGGACCCGACAAGAAUCUAACAACCGAACAGGUCAACAGUCAGAUCUUUCCGGUGUGGACGUACUCAUACCUGUCUGUGUUGGUGCCGGUGUUCCUGCUCACCGAUUGGCUGCGUUACAAACCAGUAGUGGUCUUCCAGUGCGUCAUGCUCGUCAUCACCACCGCACUGCUGAGGUGGACAGAGAGCGUGUCAGCCAUGCAGGCCAUGCAAUUCUUCUAUGGGGUGGUGACAGCCAGCGAGGUGGCCUACUUCUCCUACAUCUACAGUGUUAUAGAUGUGAAGAGGUACCGAAAGGUCACGUCAUACAGUAGAAGUGUGCAGCUCCUGGGGUACACGAUCGGCUCCGUGUUGGGUCAGCUGCUCAUCAGCUUCAGCCUCAUGUCCUACCACAACAUCCUGAUUCUUACUUUGGUUCUCACUCUCAUUGCUCUCUUCACCUCCUGUGCCCUGCCUAUGCCACAGCGGAGCAUGUUCUUCCACCGAAAACAUUCUGGAGCGGCACCAGCGGUGGGAGGAACAGCAGAAGACAAAGUUGGAUCUGUGGGUGCAGAUGGUAUGUUUAAAACAUGCCCUGCAUCCCUGGAAGAAAUGAGAGAUGAGGAAGUGCAGAGAGCAGAAACAGGAUAUGAGCAGGGUGAGUCUGGAGGUGCAGAGAGCUGCAGCCAGGUCAUCCUCCAGCUGUGGAGAGACUUCCAACAGUGUUACUCCUCCAGACAGCUGCUGUACUGGUCGCUGUGGUGGGCAAUGGCCACAUGUGGAUACAACCAGACGGGCAACUACGUGCAGGUGCUGUGGGAGCACGUGCAGCCUUCACAGAAUUUUAGCAUUUAUAAUGGAGGAGUGGAAGCAGCAUCCAACCUGUUGAGUGCAGCGACGGCCUACGGAAUAGGCUUCACAGAUGUUCGAUGGGAGAAGUGGGGCGAGCUGGCCCUGGGCGGUUUUUCUGGACUCGGUGCAGCUGCAUUAUUUCUCAUGACCUUCACUGGCAACAUCUGGGUCUGCUACAGCAGCUACAUUGUGUUUAAGUGCCUGUACAUGCUGCUGAUCACAAUAGCCAUGUAUCAGAUCGCUGCAGACCUGUCAAUGGAACGGUACGCUCUUGUCUUUGGAGCGAACAACUUUGGAGCGCUGGUUCUGCAGACAAUUAUCACUUCAGUUGUUGUUGACAGUGGAGGGCUGGGUCUGCCCAUCAUUCCUCAGUUUAUCAUUUACUCCAGCUACUUCUCAUGCAUCUCUGUGGUCUUUUCACUCCGGGGGCUCUAUAGCUUUUGGAGAGGGUUGAGAAACAAACAAGACCGAACUGCAGACACGAAUGAAUCUCUGGUAAUUGAAGAGCAGCAACUCUGAUGUUGUGAAUGGGAGAUUGAGCCAUAAUGUCACCUUAAAAGAUUAAAAAUAAAGUUGUUUUUUUUACUCACAAAUAAACACUUGGGUCAAUCCUUACUUAAAAUUGAUUUUAAUAUACAUUCUGUAUAUAUUUACACAUUAACUUAAAAUUCUUUAAUACCCAAUAAAAUCAGUUUUCAGUCGUUCUGAUUUCCAGCACAGAUGUGUGGUUGACUGUCAAACACAAGUGUUGUGACUAUGUGCCUUUCAGCAAGGCAAAGAUGGUAGAGCAAAGUGUCCUCCUGUUUCUGAUGCAGCAAUCAUUUGUUUAACAGCAUUUUCCCAGCCAGCACGCAUAGGUGUGCCCCAUAUGGAUGUAUAUGGGCAAACCGUACGGGUGCCAACAGGGUUUGUCCAGUCUCCAUGGUGGCCCCACAGGGAUUUGCCGACAUAGAUUUUAAUGGGUCUAUGUAUGAGUCAUACCAUCUGGCUCCCUCUAAAAACCCAUGUAAAAAUGUAUGUGGGUAAACCCCUGUAGGGCCAACAUGGAAAACCCCCGUACGGUGUCCCCAUAUGGGGCCCACCUAUGCAUGCUGGCUAAGUAGUGAGAACAACCAACUCCCAAAAAGACUCUGCACAAAUGAACAGCUUGUUCUUCACAAAUACAGAAACUGGCAGUAACCAAGCAACAGCCUUGUCUUAAAUUCUGUGUAUUAUACAAAUACUGAUAUGCACAAAGAGCUAGUGUCAUAAAGGAGAAGUAAUAUGUACAGAACUGCAGCAUAAUGAAUGAGAUACACUGAAUGCAAUAAUUUAGUUUUCAGCCAGUCUGAGUAUACAUUGUGGCUCAGGAGAGAACAGGCCAGUUCACAGAUUAAAUAGAAGAGGAUCAACCUCGCCCUCGGCACACACCAUCAUGUUGUUUUGUUGUCACCGACAGUUGUCAGAACGACUGCCUCGCACAUUGUUCCAUUUGCGACAAACUGCGUUUAAAAUUUCAAAUUCUUACAAACAUUGUGGUUUUUUUUUUUUGGUUUUUUAUAAAGCUACUUGUGAAACAAAACAGUGCAAUAGGUGCAAGCGUGCCAGCUGUUGACCCUGUAGUGCAUCUGAUGAGAUGGAGCGCUAUAAGAAGGGGUUUGUUGAGGAGCCUCCAGCUGGAUACUGUGGAGGUGGACCCGAACC